AUGUGCAUCUGCGCUAUCCCCGCCAUAAGUGCCGUGAAAUCUUUCUUAGCCAGACUCGGACUCCGCAACGUCAAAGAUACUUCUGAGAGGCAGACACCACCGGAAAUUGCUGCAAUCGUGUCGGACAGAAAUUUGAGGAAAUACGCGGAACUUUUACGUCUGCUAUACUCUGACCCUCAGCGUAUCGCUUGGCUUUGCCAGCUCGUUGAUCUCAGCGAGCUGGGAGCGUUGCUCAACACGGUUAUGUUUUCGUUGUAUAAUAGCGCUGGCCCAGAGCGCCGUGAAGAGGAAGCCCUUGUCCUGACCACGAUACGGUCCGUCUUAUUUUCCUACAUGGAAGGCACCACGCAAUUCGACUCUCUGCUCUGCCGCAACACCCCCAUCUCCCCCAUGCUGGUUUGCUAUACCCGCCGCAAGGUUCCUCAGGACUACAUUGCUGCUGUACUUUCCCAGAGGAUAUACAAAAUUCUAAAUUACGAAGACUUGAAUUUGGAGAUCGAUCCGCAAGUUGUUUACAUUCAGCUGGUCCAGUCCGUGGAAGAAACGACAGGGACCGUGCAUCAUCCCUUCGCAAGAAACGUGACACCGGAGCUCGCUGCCGAAAAUGAAAACGUGCAGGCUAUCAUAGGUCCUCGGUUGAAAAUGCUCGAUGAAAUUGUAGAUAGUUUCCUUUUGACCAUCGUAGAGCAACUGGACAGUGUUCCUUUUGGUAUCCGAUGGAUCUGCAAGCAGAUCAGGACAUUGGUGCAGCAAAGAUUUCCCGAUGCUUCUGAAGGGUCUAUCAGCUCAGUGAUCGGUGGACUGUUCUUUGUCCGUCUGAUCUGCCCUGUUCUCCAGACACCUCAGGACUAUCUGCCCAUCAGUGGUGUUCUCGCAAAACAUCCGCGUAGGUCGUUGACUUUAGUAUCGCUAAUACUGCAGCAAUAUGGGAACAUGCCAUUGAGUGUCGAGCAGCAGUCGUAUAUGGAUGCCCUAGCUCCGAAUAUCGAGAAGAACAGGUCUCGAGUGAACCGAUUCCUGAACGAUCUCUGUGAAGUGGGUGAAUUUGACGAUAGUGUGAUAGAGGCAAGUCAUUCUGGUUCGUGCGGGUAUCCGGCUGUUCCUUUGACUCACUAUCAGCAGGACAAGGCCUCUUCGAAUUCGAGUUUCAACGUUCAUGUAUCGUUAAACAACUUGUUCCACGUACAUGCUAUGGCACUCAAAUACCGAGAGGCUUUUACCCCAGAAAUCGAUGAUCCCCUUCGGAUGCUCGUUGAUGAGCUUGAGUCCGUUCCCCCUCUUCUCCGACCGGCAGAGAACCGCAUUAUUGAGUUGCGACUCAAUGGCAGUCUACUGGUUACUACUCUGCAAUCUGUGUAA
This is a messenger RNA of Sparassis crispa, 1359 nucleotides long. RefSeq lists its product as hypothetical. Gene Ontology annotation, molecular function: GTPase activator activity. Bases 1 to 1359 code for a protein of 452 amino acids. Gene Ontology annotation, cellular component: cell cortex. The record is from RefSeq and is a predicted model, not a curated record. Gene Ontology annotation, biological process: regulation of GTPase activity; regulation of actin cytoskeleton organization. NCBI's taxonomy places the organism in Eukaryota, Fungi, Basidiomycota, Agaricomycetes, Polyporales, Sparassidaceae. The transcript is spliced from 5 exons.